Messenger RNA from Acanthosepion pharaonis, 4599 nucleotides. The record is from the annotation of a GenBank genome assembly. Lineage: Eukaryota; Metazoa; Mollusca; Cephalopoda; Sepiida; Sepiidae.
AUGUCUAAGAAAUCAACUUGUACUUUCUUUAUUGUCUUCGUAAUCGCUAACAUCUUCUUCUUCUUCUUCUUCUUCUUCUUCUUCUUCUUCUUCUUCUCUCCCUAUAUCUACUCAUUUUUCUUCUUCUUCUUCUUCUUUUUGCUACUGUUCUUUCUUCCUCCUCCUCUUCUUCGUCUUCUUCGUCUUCUUCUUCUUCUUCGUCUUCUCUGUGCGUCCUCCUUUUUCUUUGUCGUCGUUUCGUUAACAUCGACUCUUUUUCCAUCAAUACUACUACUUCUUCCUCUUCCUCUUCUUGCUCUGUCUCUUCUUCCUCCACCUUCUCUUCUUCUUCUUGCUCUGUCUCUUCUUCCUCCACCUUCUCUUCUUCUUCUUCUUCUUCUUCCUCCACCUUCUUCUUCUUCUUGCUCUGUCUCUUCUUCCUCCACCUUCUCUUCUUCUUCUUGCUCUGUCUCUUCUUCUCCACCUUCUCUUCUUCUUCUUCUCUGUCUCUUCUUCCUCCACCUUCUCUUCUUCUUCUUGCUCUGUCUUCUUCCACCUUCUUCUUCUUCCACUCUGUCUCUUCUUCCUUCUCUUCUUCUUCUUGCUCUGUCUUCUUCCUCCACCUUCUCUUCUUCUUCUUGCUCUGUCUCUUCUUCCUCCACCUUCUCUUCUUCUUCUUGCUCUGUCUCUUCUUCCUCCACCUUCUCUUCUUCUUCUUGCUCUGUCUCUUCUUCCUCCACCUUCUCUUCUUCUUCUUGCUCUGUCUCUUCUUCCUCCACCUUCUCUUCUUCUUCUUGCUCUUUCUUCUUCCUCCACCUUCUCUUCUUCUUCUUGCUCUGUCUCUUCUUCCUCCACCUUCUCUUCUUCUUCUUGCUCUGUCUUCUUCCUCCACCUUCUCUUCUUCUUCUUGCUCUGUCUCUUCUUCCUCCACCUUCUCUUCUUCUUCUUGCCACCUUCUUCCUCCACCUUCUCUUCUUCUUCUUGCUCUGUCUCUUCUUCCCUCCACCUUCUCUUCUUCUUCUUGCUCUGUCUCUUCUUCCUCCACCUUCUCUUCUUCUUCUUCUCUGCUCUGUCUUCUUCCCCUCCACCUUCUCUUCUUCUUCUUGCUCUGUCUCUUCUUCCUCCACCUUCUCUUCUUCUUCUUGCUCUGUCUCUUCUUCCUCCACCUUCUCUUCUUCUUCUUGCUCUGUCUCUUCUUCCUCCACCUUCUCUUCUUCUUCUUGCUCUGUCUCUUCUUCCUCCACCUUCUCUUCUUCUUCUUGCUCUGUCUCUUCUUCCUCCACCUUCUCUUCUUCUUCUUGCUUUGUCUUCUUCCUCCACCUUCUCUUCUUCUUCUUGCUCUGUCUCUUCUUCCUCCACCUUCUCUUCUUCUUCUUGCUCUGUCUCUUCUUCCUCCACCUUCUCUUCUUCUUCUUGCUCUGUCUCUUCUUCCUCCACCUUCUCUUCUUCUUCUUGCUCUGUCUCUUCUUCCCUCCACCUUCUCUUCUUCUUCUUGCUCUGUCUCUUCUUCCUCCACCUUCUCUUCUUCUUCUUGCUCUGUCUCUGCUUCCUCCACCUUCUCUUCUUCUUCUCUGUCUCUUCUUCUCCACCUUCUCUUCUUCUUCUUGCUCUGUCUUCUUCCUCUGUCUUCUUCUUCUUCCUCCACCUUCACCUUCUUCUUCUUCUUCUUGCUCUGUCUCUUCUUCCUCCACCUUCUCUUCUUCUUCUUGCUCUGUCUCUUCUUCCUCCACCUUCUCUUCUUCUUCUUGCUCUGUCUCUUCUUCCUCCACCUUCUCUUCUUCUUCUUGUCUGUCUUCUCUUCUUGCUCUGUCUCUUCUUCUCCACCUUCCUUCUUCUUCUUUUUCUUGCUCUUCUUCCUCCACCUUCUCUUCUUCUUCUUGCUCUGUCUCUUCUUCCUCCACCUUUCUUCUUCUUGCUUCUUCUUGCUCUGUCUUCUUCUUGCUCUCUCUCUUCCUUUCUCUUCUUCUUCUUGCUCUGUCUCUUCUUCCUCCACCUUCUCCACCUUCUCUUCUUCCUCCACCUUCUCUUCUUCUUCUUGCUCUGUCUCUUCUUCCUCCACCUUCUCUCCUCUCUCUUCUUCUUCUUUCUUCUUGCUCUGUCUCUUCUUCCUCCACCUUCUCUUCUUCUUCUUGCUCUCUCUUCUUCUUCUUUCUUCUUCUUGCUCUGUCUCUUCUUCCUCCACCUUCUCUUCUUCUUCUUGCUCUGUCUCUUCUUCCCCUCCACCUUCUCUUCUUCUUCUUGCUCUGUCUCUUCCUCCACCUUCUCUUCUUCUUCUUGUUUGUCUCUUCUCUUCUUCCUCCACCUUCUCUUCUUCUUCUUGCUCUGUCUCUUCUUCCUCCACCUUCUCUUCUUCUUCUUGCUCUGUCUCUUCUUCCUCCACCUUCUCUUCUUCUUCUUGCUCUGUCUCUUCUUCCUCCACCUUCUCUUCUUCUUCUUGCUCUGUCUCUUCUUCCUCCACCUUCUCUUCUUCUUCUUGCUCUGUCUCUUCUUCCCUCCACCUUCUUCUUCUUCUUGCUCUGUCUCUUCUUCCUCCACCUUCUCUUCUUCUUCUUGCUCUGUCUCUUCUUCCUCCACCUUCUCUUCUUCUUCUUGCUCUGUCUCUUCUUCCUCCACCUUCUCUUCUUCUUCUUGCUCUGUCUUUCUUCCUCCACCUUCUCUUCUUCUUCUUGCUCUGUCUCUUCUUCCCUCCACCUUCUCUUCUUCUUCUUGCUCUGUCUCUUCUUCCUCCACCUUCUCUUCUUCUUCUUGCUCUGUCUCUUCUUCCUCCACCUUCUCUUCUUCUUCUUGCUCUGUCUCUUCUUCCUCCACCUUCUCUUCUUCUUCUUGCUCUGUCUCUUCUUCCUCCACCUUCUCUUCUUCUUCUUUGCUCUGUCUCUUCUUCCUCCACCUUCUCUUCUUCUUCUUGCUCUGUCUCUUCUUCCUCCACCUUCUCUUCUUCUUCUUGCUCUGUCUCUUCUUCCUCCACCUUCUCUUCUUCUUCUUGCUCUGUCUCUUCUUCCUCCACCUUCUCUUCUUCUUCUUGCUCUGUCUCUUCUUCCUCCACCUUCUCUUCUUCUUCUUGCUCUGUCUCUUCUUCCUCCACCUUCUCUUCUUCUUCUUGCUCUGUCUCUUCUUCUUCCACCUUUUCUCUGCGCUCUUCUUCUUUUUCUUAGUCGUCGUUGUUUUAGAACACUUUUUCUUUUCUCAUCUUGUCGUAGCUGCUUUACAUUUUCUCUCUUGUUUAUAUCCUCCUCUACUUUUUCUUAUUAUUUUUCUCCUCGUUUUUCUCUUCACUUAUUUUACUUCCUGCUCUUCUUUCUUCUUCCGCAGAUUAUUUAUUUUCAUUCUUCUUCUCAUAUAAUUCUUAUUGCCAUUCUACUCCUACCCCUUUCAUAUUCUUCCUAUCCUUCUCCUGUUCAUCCAUUAUAUAUUCUUAGUCUUUCUCUUCUGGCUCAAAUUCUUUUUUUACCGUUAGCUCGUAUACCAACUUCUUCUUCUUCUUCUUCUUCUUCUUCUUCUUCUUCUUCUUCUUCUUCUUCUUCUUCUGUCUGCUCCUUGUCCUACUUCUUCUUCUCCUCUUCCGGCUCUUUCAUCUUCUUCUUCUCCUGCUUCUCCUCCUCCUCCUCAUCAUCAUCAUCUUCUUCUUCUUCUUCUUCUUCUUCUUCUUCUUCUUCUUCUUCUUCUUCUUUUUCGUCUCAGUCUCCUCCUUCUUCACCACUUCGUUUUUCUUUUUCUUCUCCUUCUUCUCCUCCUCCUCAUGUUCUUUCUCCUUCUUCUUUCAUCUUCUUUAUUCUUCUUCAAAAUCUUCUUUUUUCAAAUUCUUCUUCAAAUUCUUCUUCAAAUUCUUCUUCUUCAAAUUCUUCUUCAAAUUCUUCUUCUUCAAAUUCCUCUUCCUCUUCAAAUUCUUCUUCUUUUUCUUUUUUUCUUUGUAUCCCGUCCAUUCUCUUCGUCGCCUACUUCCUUUACUUUCCUUGGUCUCCUUCUCUAACUCGCCUCCUACUUCUUUUCUUGCUCUCCUCCCCAACUUCUUCCCCUUCUACGUCUUUUUUUUCUUUCUUUGCUCUUCUCCUUCAACUUUUUUCCUCUCUAUCACAUCCUACUGCUUUUUUUUCUUUUCUUGCUCUCUUCCUUCAACUUCUUCCUCUGCACCACCCCCUACUUCUUUUUUUUACUUUCCUCCUCAACUACAUUUCCGUCACCGCCUCCUUUUUUUUCUUUCUUUGCUCUCCUCCUUCAACUCUUUCGUCUCCGUUACUUCCGACUUCAUCAUUCUCUUAUUACUUUCCUCCUCCAACUCCAUCCACUCCCUCACCUCCUACUUCUUUUUAUUUUUCUCACUUUCCUCCUUCAUCUCCUUCCUCCGUCGCCACCUACUUCUAUCUUUGCUCUCCUCCUCCGACUCCUUCAUCCCCGUUACUUCCUACUUCAUUAUUUUUUUCUUACUUUCCUCCUCCAACUCACUUCUCACCUCCUACUUCUUUUUUUUUCUUUUCUUGUCCUGUUUCUCCUACUUCGUCCUCUUCUUCUGCUUCUCCUCCUUCUUUCUCUUCGUCUUCUCUCUUUGCAGAAAAGAGAUAUUUUUGCCUCUUAGAUAUUAUGUUCUUUCUCAUUCGCUUGACAACUUUCUAUUACACUCAUUAA